CCAACAGUGUAAUCUGAUUGGUUAAAACGCGGCAGAGCAGAAACACACGAGGACUACAUGUUGGAUCGUAGAUGAAAAAUAAAGAUGUUUUAAUGCAGAUUUGAAACACAUCUCUGUGGUUGGUUUCUGAGGCAUUUUGCACCAUUGAUGAUGUGUCCUCACUGAAAAAGUCACAGGUCAUUAAGAGAUGGAGACAGCAGCCCUGGUAGCUCCAGUCACAGCUCUGGAGUUCCUUCAGGAUGCAUUUCUGCUGUCAGGUGAGGGUCCAGUCUUGACAGUGUACAGUCUCCAGCCUCACCCUAAAUCCUGUGCCUCACUGAGCGUGCUCCAACACUACAGAAUACACGGGAUAAGACCAAGAAUCCUGUCAGCAUUUCAACUGCAGAGCUCUGUCACAGGAUCUUGCGGGAAGAAGAAAGAUGGUCUGAGUUCCACAACAGAGCCCAACUUCUAUGACCUAGCAGUGUUUGGAGGCAAGGCUGUAAGGCUGGUGAGGCUCCAUGAUGGGGAGCAUCUGCGCUUUGAGAUCCUGGGUCCCCUCAUGGAGCUACAGGACUGGGCCCUGGAUGUCCGCUGGCUCUCUGGAGACAAACAAUCACUUCUCUGUGUGGCUGUAGCCCACAAUAGUGCUCUUCUCCUGGACAUCAGUACAGGAAAUGUCCUGGUUCAGCGCUCCUGUGUGGAGGGGUGUCUGCUAUACUCUGCCCUGCUACUGGUACAUGAAUCUUGGGCGGACACUGUCUUAGUAGGAGGGACUGUCUUCAACCAGCUUGUUGUCUGGAAGCCUGGAGGAGGAAGAGGAGGAGAAAAUAACAAUUCUGACCAAAAAGCUCCAGUUGAAAGGCGUCUGCUGGGGCACAGCGGGGUCAUCUUCAACAUCUCCUACCUCCAGGAGAAAGGAUGGCUGGCUUCAGCCUCUGAUGACCGCAGCGUAAGGGUGUGGGGUGUUGGUGCUUUAGGGGGCCCCGAGGGGGAAUGUGGGGACUUGAAUCCGGCUUGUUUACGGGUCCUAUAUGGACACCAGGCAAGGGUAUUCUCUGUGCGUCUCUCCCCAGGGAAAGUGUUCAGCGCUGGGGAAGACGGGGCCUGUUUAGUUUGGGACUGGGCUAGAGGUGGGACGGUGGUUCGCACACUGAAGGGACAUCGAGCAGGGGGGGUUCGUGCACUGGCGAUCAGUGAGGGAACAGGAGACGAAGCAACCCGAGAGAGAUGGGUGGCUACAGGGGGAGCGGAUGGAGGGGUGAGGUUGUGGAAGGUGGAUGAGAGUGAGGAGAGGAAGGAGAAGAUGGAGGACACAGUGACAGAGAAGCUAAAUGACCUGAAAUUUACGGGUCAAGGUAUGCCUAAAGUGGUUUGUAUAGCAGAAGAAGAGGAUAAAAACACAAGCUGGAGCCAGUGUAAGUUUGUGGUUUGCACUGAUCAAGGGAUAGUUUAUCAAUACAGUGACGGGCAGUGGGAGAUGGUGUGGCAAGGGACUCCUGAGUUUCAGUCCUAUUGUGUGAUGGAAACAGUAACCGUCGGUGUGAAAGACUCAACAGCUAAAGCUAGUUUGUGUGCUGUUGGUAACCUCAGGGGGUCCAUACAGGUCUUCCCCAUCUCUCAUCCUCAGUCUGGAAUCCUUCUGACAGCUGGAUCAGGGAAGAUUCACAGUCUUAUUUGGGAAGAGGAAGGAAAACACAUGUAUUUGCUAGCAUCAGGUGCUGAAGGACUUGUCUAUCGCUGGUGUAUAGAGGUGAAAUUAAAUGAAAACUGUUCUCUGUCACUAAGUGUAAAUUCUCUUCCUUCUUUCCUCCUUCCCCCCUGCGCCAAACGCUGGCUGACGGCUUCAGUGUGCCUCCAUGGGUCGCUGUGGGUGUGCGGGGACAGGAGAGGAUCCCUGCUUUUGUUUCAGGAAGGAGGAAAAUCUGAGCAAAAGAGGGAAGAUGAAGGUUUGCUGAAACAAACUGAUGAUGACCUAACGCUGCAGCCACUGAGCUGUCUGUUUGGGGUGCACGGAAAACAAGGUGUAACCUCAGUGUAUGAAUACCAGGGACUGCUCUACAGCACAGGGAGGGACGGCUGCGUGAGGGUCUUCAGAGUGCGUCCAACACCACCAGAAAAACUUGAAGAAAGUAGAAAAAAAAGCAAUGAAAGGACUGCAGAGAACAGUGAUGGCCUUCAGCUUGAGGUUCUAAGAGUCCAGCGGGCCUGUAAGGGGAUGGAGUGGCUGGAGAGGGUUUUGAUUCUGAAACCUGAAAUCCUUGAGGAGGAAGAAGAGGAGGAGGAGGAGGAGGAGGAGGAGCUGGAAGUUGCCGUAGAGGAAAGCUUUAGAGACGAAGAAGAACAGAUGGAAAACAAGGGAAGAGAAGCCAGGUUCGUCAUCCUCGGCUUCCAUGCAGUCCAAUUUGUGGUUUGGGACCCGGUGAAGCAGGAGAGACUGUUAGCGGUUUCUUGCGGUGGGGGCCAUCGCUCUUGGAGUCUCUGGCCGUCCCAGAAAGGGGUUUGGCCCGGAUAUGGGGCUUUUGUCUUUAUCAGGCAGGGGGCUGUCCUGGCUUCCCAACCACCUGGAGAGGCACCAAGCUGGGCUGGGAGGGCAGGAAGGACUGGAGGGUGGGUUCUGAGAGAGGGUGUCCAUGGGAGGGGGAUUGGGUGUGUAUGCAGGCUGGGGAGGAUAAGGGGAAUUAAUGAGAUUCAAACAAGGACGACUGAAAAUACGAGUGGAACUGAGGGAAAAGAUGAAGUAAGGGGGUUGCAGAGAGAGGCGGGGCAAUGGGAGAUAGUGGUGACAGGCGGAGAGGACACUAGCUUAACUGUCCUGGCAGUACAGCCCAACUCCAGCAGCGUCAAAGUUCUCUCAGUUAUUACCGACCACAUCUCAAGCGUCCGGACAGUGACGGUGGUAACGCGUGAAAGCCAAUCACAGUCUCUCUCUGCCCUGCUCGUCUCAGCCGGCGGCCGCGCUCAAAUGCAGUGUUACCGGCUGGUGAUCGGCUACGACAGCCAGAGACUGGCUCCUUCCUGCCAGGUGAUCCAGGUGGCCAGUCACCGAUUGGAUGAACAGUGGGAGAGAAGGCGCAACCGACACAAGACGGUGAAAAUGGACCCUGAAACGAGGUACAUGUCUAUAGCAGUGGUGGAUGAGAAGACAGACUGUGUUCUUCUGGCUCUGGCCUGUAGCGACGGGGCUGUCAGAUUGUUCUCAGUCAGUGAAGUUAAACGUCAAAUUGAUUUGUUGUGGGAGACCUUUUACCACCAGCGCUGUGUGCUCAGUGUCACCACCUGCAGCCUGGAGGAUGGAAAAGGCAACCGGUAUAAGCUGCUUUUCAGUGCUGCAACAGACGGGAAAAUUGCAGUGUGGGAUCUGACUGCAGCUUCUUCCUUAUCAACCGAUACUCCACCAAUCCCCUGCUUCGACAUUCCCACCCACCAGAGUGGCGUUAACUCACUGGCUGUUUGGGCAGAGAAACUGGGACAACAAGGGGGCGGUUGCCUGGUAACUGUUGCUAGCGGAGGGGAUGAUGGGCAGCUGACAGUGUCCACGAUUAGGGUGCAGUACCCAGAAGAUGACAACACUGGGGGCAGCAGUGGGCUUUCGCAGAUUUCUCCACAAACACAACCCCAAAACCAUCUUUAUCUUCAUCUCCACACCCAGUCCCACAUCCCGUUGGCCCAUGCUGCCCCUCUGACCGCCUUGAAGCUCCUGAGCCCGGGACUCAUGGUCUCCACUUCCCCAGAUCAGAGGGUUUGCUUGUGGAGUAUCUGCAGUACCGGGAUCAGCCACAGGGGGGCGCUGUACUCCCACGUUGCAGAUGCUGCAGGACUCGCUGUGUGGGAGGGUCAGGUGAUGGAGGGAGAUGAAAAGAGGAAGACAUGGUUUGAGCCUGAGCAGGAUAUUACAGUUUGGGCAGGGAGAGGCAGUCAGUCGGGAUUAGAGAUGAUGGGUAAGACAGGUGUGAGGUUCAGUAACAAACAAAUAGCUGAUGAGGGGGGAGAACCGGUUGAAGCAGCGAGCAAGACAGAUGACCUAAUUUGUAAGAUGAUUGAUGAGAAGGCAGAAGAGACAGCCUCUGAGUGUAGAAAUCAAACAGAGAGUGACAGCGGGGGAAAAGCAGAGAGGAGUUUUAAGACUUCCUGUGAGAGUAGGAAGAAGAGAGAAGAGACGGGAUGGGUGCUCGUCUGCGGUCAAGGCUUCCAGCUGCUACGAGUCAGAAAUACAGAGAUGGAUGAAGAGGAAGACAGAAGAGAGAAGGAAAAGGUGAAUCACAGAGUUAAAGUGACUUUACAAGAAAAGUCAACAUAAGUGGAAUCAAAACAUAGAAGCGGUCCAAACAAUCACUUUCUCAAUGGACACAGUUUUGGCAAAUAUAUGUGAAUUUUUCAGUAAAAUUCAUUAAUUGCAGCUGCAUGUGUUGAUAUUAAAUUAAUUUUACAUCAGAAAUUUUUAAGUACAUUUUUAAUAAAGUUAAAUUAUUAUCUCACCUUCUUGUUGUUUUUGGUUGCAGUUAUAUAGGACAAUGAUGACCUAUGUGGCCUAAGAUUAAAUUAUAAAACAAAAACAAAAGUAGAAAGUCAAACAAAUCUGUGUUUAAUUUCUCUGGUGGAGUUUUAGAUUGAUUAAAGUUUGUCUUUUAUGAAAA
Molecule: messenger RNA, 4616 nt
Organism: Thunnus maccoyii (southern bluefin tuna)
Lineage: Eukaryota; Metazoa; Chordata; Actinopteri; Scombriformes; Scombridae
Gene: wdr6
Product: WD repeat domain 6
Biological process (GO): tRNA methylation
Cellular component (GO): cytoplasm
Molecular function (GO): protein binding
Source: RefSeq, a predicted model, not a curated record